Messenger RNA from Astrephomene gubernaculifera, 740 nucleotides. The record is from the annotation of a GenBank genome assembly. Lineage: Eukaryota; Viridiplantae; Chlorophyta; Chlorophyceae; Chlamydomonadales; Astrephomenaceae.
AUAUUUUCAACAUUUCCACACGACUAUCAGUUAAUACCUUGGGACAUUGACAUUCGCACCUGCAAGUAACCAUUCGCGUAACCAGGACCUCCGAUAUCGCUCGCCCAGAGGGGUCAUUUCAUGGGUUGUGGGGCGUCAGUCAACACAGGGCGACGUGAAUCUGGUGCGGAGGGCGUUCAAGGAAAUCCUGCAGAACAACUGCUGACGCAGCUGGUGACGAGCGACAUGAGCAGGUUUGCAAGUAAAGAGCUGCAAGCAUCUGCACAGGAUGCGGCAAAGGAAGCAAGCGCGUCGGACGGCAAUGGCCUUGCCGCUGAGACAUCGCAGAAGCUGGUGCUGGAGCGGGUGUGCUCGAGUGUGCGCGACGAAUGGCAUGCUGAUGAGGUUGACUCUCUCGGCAAACAGCUGCGUCUGUCAAUCGUGGUGUUCGGCGCCUCGGGCGACUUAGCCAAGAAGAAGACCUACCCCGCGCUUUACGAGCUCUUCAAAAAGGGAUUCCUUCCGCGACGUCUGCAGAUUGUGGGCUAUGCACGCUCCCGCAUGAGCACCCAGGACCUGCGUGACCGGCUGCGCCCCCACCUGAGCCGCCAGCCGGCCGAGUGCGAGUGUGUGGAGCAGUUCCUGAACAGCUGCUCCUACCUGGCGGGGGAGUACGACGCCCCCGCCGGCUACGAGGCUCUAGGGGCGGCCCUGACCGCUUGGGAGGCCACCAUGUGCCGAGCUGCAGGGGGCGGAGGGGG